Messenger RNA from Pocillopora verrucosa, 1851 nucleotides. RefSeq lists its product as uncharacterized. NCBI's taxonomy places the organism in Eukaryota, Metazoa, Cnidaria, Anthozoa, Scleractinia, Pocilloporidae. The record is from RefSeq and is a predicted model, not a curated record.
UACUGGUGACGAUAUGGUUGCGUGACAAUCCAGUAACAAUCCAGUAACGAGUAUGGUGACACGAUGAAAUAACCGGGGAUACCGGUAGACUGUUGUCACAGCAUUUGUCGCAGAAAUUAUGGGACGUUUGGUUUACUGACAAGCAAGUAACUUUUGGUGGGUGCAGUGGCGGUGAAAAGUAAGGAAGGCGGGUCAAAAUCUGUAUUUGAGAGGUAAUCGGAGAUGGCAACGAACAUACCGAAAGUUCCAACUUAUUCUCGAAAACAACGCCGAAAUGACGACUCAAGUUGGUUUCUACGGACAUAAAGAGAGACUUUUAACCUUCAUGCGGUCAUACUUUCCAACGAUGGAAUAUUUCCGUAAAUCAAGGGUCAUUGUGCCACAGAUGAGUUGACAAACAGCAAAAAUCCAGUUAAGUUUAGGAGCUUAAGAUGAGGUUUGAGCACAUACGAAUUCAAGAUACCGACGGUUGAACCAACACGGUGUCAAUGAUGCGAUUUUGGUAUUAAACAGGCUGCUGUUUGUGAAGUGUUUUACCAUGAUUACACUUUUAACAUUUCUUCUCCCGAUUUUGCUUCAUGAAUGCAAUGUCAUUGGAAACGUCACUGCAGCAUCAAAUAAUAAAACCUGUUGGACCGAAUGCACAAAAACAUGUGGUGGUGGAAUGCAAGUCACUUGUCUAAAUAACACGACAAUAACGAGAGCCUGCAAUACAAGGCGCUGUCCAGGGGAUCCCGAGUGGACGAAGUGCACUUUAUCUUGUGGCGGAGGGAUACAGAAGAACAUUGACAAUAGCAGUAUUCUGCGAACGUGUAAUACUAUGCCUUGUCCAGGAGAUGCGGGGUGUUUAUCUGCUUACCUUAGCUUCGAACACGUUUACGAUCACAUUGUCUACGACGAGUCACAUAAUGGCAACGCUGGAACAAUGCAUGGAUGCGCGCGCAUCGUAAGCAAUGGUAAAUUUGGCAAAGGAUUGCAACUGAGCGAAGAUGGAAAUGUAACAUUUGAUGUAGAAAAAUUUAGCAAUCGACCAACAGAUGCAAUUACUAUAUCUUUGUGGCUUAAUUUAUCACAAGUCAAUGGUUCACACGAGCUUUUUUUCACUUGCGGCACUCCUGAGCUCUAUAAUAUGGGUGAUUAUCAUUUUGCAAUCGAAGAUGGGAAAGUCCAUUGGCUUGAGGAACUUCCUGGAAGUGGAACGCGUUUUAAUGUUUCUUCAAAUACUACAAUAAAAAGCGGUACGUGGUACCACAUCACAGGGACCUACAGACAAAGCACAGGGAGGGCACGACUUUACAUUAAUGGACUCCUGUCAAAUGAAGUGCGACCUUCGAUGACUCCAAAACGGUCAGCAGUACCUAAGCCCAAUAAUACCACGCAUGCGCAAUGGAAGUGUGCCAAUUUAGGCAGUUCACCGAAAGAGAAGCCUUUACAAGGCAUUAUAGAUGAAUUUCGGAUCUUUAAAUGCGAGCUCUUACCACAAGAAAUUAUGGAUUUGUACAAUAAGAAUACUGUCAAGAAAUUUCGAAUUCCAGCACGAAAAUCAAAUUCGUUAAUGAGACAACCCCUAUGGCGAAAAGACUUUUCUGAAUCUCUUUCCUUAAAAAAAUAAUGAUCUCUAUGCAUGGAAAGUUUAUAAAACUUCGAUCACUGAACAGUUGUAUCGCCUAUUGCUGUACCAGCUGCUUUCAUUUUUCGGAUAUAUUCUUCUAAAGUUUACAGAGGAUGAAAUUUGAAGUAGAUUAUUUAUUCCAACGUGUUUUGUGUCACUAUGAGGAAGGAGUGGGAAUAUGCUAAAAUAAGGAACACCGGACAAUGGAACACGCCGGGACACCGCGGACUAAAAGUAAC